AUGAAGCUACUUCACAUUCUUCCCAAGACGUGCUUUGUUAAAGUGAUAGUUUAUUCAUAUUUGCUUCUGAAACAAGAUGGGAUUUUACGUCCACAACAACAUAAAUUUAUGCCACUGAAACAUAUUUUACUCCCGUUCUCCUCCCCUAUGGUUGAUUUUCAGGUCAAAGCUUCUUGUGAGAAGUACCAGACAGCAUCACUGAAGUUCAUGCAUGUGUGA
This is a messenger RNA of Clunio marinus, 219 nucleotides long. Lineage: Eukaryota; Metazoa; Arthropoda; Insecta; Diptera; Chironomidae. The record is from the annotation of a GenBank genome assembly.